Molecule: messenger RNA, 4377 nt
Organism: Ostrinia furnacalis (Asian corn borer)
Lineage: Eukaryota; Metazoa; Arthropoda; Insecta; Lepidoptera; Crambidae
Exons: 2
Coding region: 154-4257 (1367 amino acids)
Biological process (GO): DNA integration
Molecular function (GO): zinc ion binding; nucleic acid binding
Source: RefSeq, a predicted model, not a curated record
CUGUUGGGUAUUCGCCGCGUGACUGCGAUCACCGGCAUAUUUAUUAUUGUGCUUAUACCAAUAAACCUCAGUGCGCUCUAACCGGCCUUUCACUAAACACGUCCCUAUUCGCGUAUAUAACAGUGGCGACGUCUACCCACAAGCAAAAAAAAAAUGGCUCAUUUUGGGAUUUUGGCCACCUUUGACCAUAAUUCACAGUGUUGGCAAACAUAUAAAAAUCGGUUGAGUCAAUGGUUUAUCGCGAAUAACAUCGGAAGGGCAGAGGAUCCUCAGUGUAUAAAAAGACGAGCGAUCCUUUUGAGUGCACUCAGCGAUGGAUCAUAUAAAUUGGCAGCAGAUUUGGCUUUGCCAAAAGAAGUGCAAGAUUUGCCAUUUGAAGACAUAAUUAAGCUUUUCGACGACCACUUCACCCCAAAAACAUGCGGAUUUAGCGAACGUUUCACUUUUUAUGUCGCUACGCAAAAGUUGGGCGAGUCAUACACUCAAUGGGCGGCACGACUGCGUGGUCUAACAGCUCAUUGCGGUUUCCUCAAUGUGGAAGAAGCUCUUAGAGAUCGCUUUGUGAUGGGCAUGUUACCGGGGCCGGAACGUGAGAAGCUGUUCGCGCAGGAUGUGAAGGCGCUGACACUCUCCAAGGCGCUGGAGCUGGCGGUGAGCGUGCACUGCGCUCGCCAAGGAGCAGCGUCAUCGGCGGCGUCGCAUGCGCCAAACGACCAGGCGCUAUUUAAAAUCAGCCAGCAGCAAGAUCGCGUAAAAAGUGCAAGUGAUAAAAAAAUCCAGUGUUCGGUUUGUGGUUACAAAAAUCAUACGGCAUCGGUGUGUAGGUUUGCAAGUUACAAGUGUAAAAAGUGCAACACGAAAGGGCAUUUACAGCGAAUGUGCAAAAAAGUUAAUUACUUGGAUAAUGCAGUGGUAAACGAGAGCGAGGAUGACGACGGUAGGUCAACUUUAUAUAAUAUUAGGUCAUUUAGUGGGGAGCCAAUGGCUGAAAUGGUUAAUGUUCAGGGCGUGAAAAUGAAGUUUCAAAUUGACAGUGGGUCGGCAGUCACAGCUAUUUCCGAUAAAAUUUAUCAGUUGAAAUUUCAAAAUGUACCGUUAAAAUCAACUAACAAGCGUCUGUUAAGUUACACAGGUGAAAAAAUAUCUUGUUUAGGUAUCAUACGCUUAGCAUUCACAUAUAACAACGUAACUAAUUCGCUUGAUGUUUACGUCGUGAAGCACGGCGGACCGCCGAUACUGGGACGCGAUUUUAUUUCACGUUUCAAACUAGCACUGUUACCUAUUAAUUUUCUGUCAACGGACGACCUGUUGGAACAAUUACAAUCACGAUAUCCAUUUGUAUUUUCAGAUUCUUUAGGCAAAUUUAAUAAAUACAAGGUAACAUUACAGUUGACAGAAAACUCAAAGCCCAUAUUUUUUAAGCCUCGUCCAGUUGCUUUUGCCCUAAAAUCCAAGAUAGAUGCGGAAAUUGAUCGUUUGAUAAGUAUAGGUGUCCUAAAACCGGUUCAGCAUGCAGCAUACGCUUCACCCAUAGUCCCUGUGCUCAAACGCAACGGUUCAAUUAGGUUAUGUGCAGACUAUUCAGUUUCAAUUAAUAAACAGUUGUUAGUGGAGCAGUAUCCGUUACCCACCGCUCAGGAACUGUUUUCUCGCUUACACGGCGGGACAGAAUUCAGUAAACUUGACCUUACACAAGCGUACUCGCAAUUUGUUUUAGACGAAGACUCGCAACAACUCACAUGCAUUAAUACUCAUCGCGGGUUGUUCAAAUACACUAGGCUUGUGUUCGGUUUAGCUAGCGCGCCAGCUAUAUUCCAACGCGCGAUGGAUUGUUUGCUGUCGGGGCUGGACGGCGUUGUAUGCAUGCUCGAUGAUAUCUUGAUCACGGGAAUUAAUAGAGUUCAGCACCUGGAAAGACUAAAUGCAGUGUUGAAGAGACUCCAGGACGCAGGACUAACACUUCAAAAAAGUAAAUGUGAACUUUUUAAAGAUAAAGUUGAAUAUUUGGGUUACACUAUAGAUAAAUGUGGCUUACAUAAAUCUCCACAAAAAGUAAAAGCUAUUUUAGAGGCCCCCAUUCCCUCUAACAUUAAUCAACUUCAGUCUUUCUUAGGUCUCGUUAACUACUACCGAAAUUUUGUACCUAAUGCAUCAACAAUUUUAUGCCCACUUUACAAAUUAUUACACAAGGGACAUAAGUGGGAAUGGGGUAAAGAACAGAACGAUGCUUUCAAUCUAAUCAAAAAGUGUCUUUCUUCAGAUCAUGUUCUAGCUCACUUCAAUCCCAAGGCUAAGGUUGUGUUGACAGUGGAUGCCUCUCCGCACGGGUUGGGGGCAAUAUUAUCGCAAAUAGGGGACGAUGAAACGGAACGGCCUGUAUCUUUUGCUUCUCGUACUCUGAACUCGGCUGAAAAGAAAUACUCGCAAAUUCAAAAAGAAGCCACAGCUAUAAUUUUUGGAGUACGGCGUUUUCAUCAAUAUCUGUACGGCAGAUCUGUUCCUUUCGUUCUACGUACAGAUCAUAAACCACUUUUGUCUAUCUUUGGCCCACAACGCGGCAUACCCGAGGUAUCCGCUAACAGAUUACAGCGAUACGCAAUGUUUUUAAGCGGUUACAACUAUACAAUAGAAUACAUAAGUAGCAGUAACAAUAGCGCCGACUACUUAUCGCGGGCCAGUCUGCCAGAGCUCGCCCAGGCGGCUGCGCGUGCGCGCGCCGAGCGAGACGGCGCUCCCGAUGACGUCAUUGACGACCGUGCGUCCUAUGUUUGUUUUGUUACAGAUGGCACGUUACCUGUCACACUACGCGAUAUGCGCGAACUUACUAGUAAAGACAGAGUACUUUGUAAGGUUGUAAACUAUAUAUUAAACGGUUGGCCACCUAAGGUAUCUGAUCCAGUGCUAAAGCCAUACUAUUUAUGUAGGACACAACUUUCUUAUGAAAAUGGAUGUAUAAUGCGGGGACAUAAAGUGGUCAUUCCAGAGGCAUUAAGACACAAAAUUCUAGUAGAAUUACACAAAUCACAUCUGGGGGUGGUAAAAAGCAAAGCUGAGGCCCGUGCUAGAUUAUGGUUCCCGGGUAUUGACAAUGCAAUAGAGAAUAUGAUAAGUAAUUGUGAAGUGUGCAUUCAACUAAGGCCAUUACCCGGUCGAGCGCCGCUAGCAGUGUGGCCGCACCCUAAGCGGCCAUUCCAUAGAAUACACAUAGACUUUCUCGGUCCCAUUAAUAACCUUACGUACCUAAUUGUUGUAGACGCUCACAGUAAGUGGGUUGAGGCUUACUAUAUGAAAUGCACUUCUUCUAGUUCGGUAGUAAGUAAAUUAAUGGAAUUCAUAUCGCGCUUCGGGCUCCCACAGACGCUUGUUAGUGAUAAUGGUACGGCUUUUACCUCACAGGAAUUUAAAGCAUUUUGUAUUUCUAACGGAAUCUCGCAUGUGACGUCACCUGCUUACCACCCGGCUAGCAAUGGACAGGCGGAAAGUUACGUUAAAGUAAUUAAACGUGGCAUUAAGUCAUGUAUUAUUGAAAACAAUAAAAAAGAUUUGAAUGCAAAAAUAUUAAAGUAUUUAUUCGAUUAUAGAAAUUCAAUUCAUUCUACAACAGGAUUUUCGCCCGCUCAGCUAGUUUUUGGUCGUAAACUUCGUUCACGCUUGGAUCUGAUUAACCCCUUAACUGCCCCGCCGUCAUCCGACGCCCUCGCAAAUAAUGUUAAAAACAACCAGUGUUUGCAGAGUAAAUCAUAUGGUGGAAAAAAUAAACAGUACUUUAGUGAAGGAGACAUUGUGCUUUAUAAAACAUAUAAUAUUAAGUUUCACCCAUGGAAUAAGGGUAUAGUUAUAAAAAAAAUAGGAAAAGUAACCUAUUUAGUUAAGGAUUGUAUAACGUCAUUAACAUGUAAAAAACAUAAAAAUCAGUUAACGCUUUAUAGGGGUACAGCCAAUAGUAACCAACAACUGCUUGCUAAAGACUGUGUAAUAGAAUUAGACGAUUUCACAAAGUCACAGUCUAUGUCACCGAAUAGCAUUACCGAGCCCAUGAACGUCGGGCAGGUUCCAAUACCUCAACGCUCACAGGACGAAGAAGAAGAGGAGUUCUAUGAGGCAGUUGAACUAGAAGGAGAGAGUGGGGCAGGUUUGGAAUCAGUCUCGCAAUCUUCGGAGCCCCCGUUACCAAAUGCACGUAGCAGAGCAGCCGGAAGGUUGUUACGGCCCGUACCCCAAGUAGAUUAUAAACAAUUCUUUUGCUUAGAUGUUUAAUUCUUUUAUUGAUAUGUUCUUAAGCUAUUGAGGGAGGAACUGUUGGGUAUUCGCCGCGUGACUGCGAUCACCGGCAUAUUUAUUAUUGUGCUUAUACCAAUAAACCUCAGUGCGCUCUAA